UUCUUUCUUCCAAAUUUUCCUUCAUCCACAAACAACUCAAAGACUUCUUCACACCUUACCCCUACACAAAAUCCCCUCAUCACUGUCAAUAUGACAAUCCCCAACCAAAGCGUUAACCUUGCGGUCGUCAGCAAGCAGAAGAUGUUCAAGCAAGGCAAAGUCUGCAUUCAGUUUCGAGAGACAGGUUCCUGCAAGUUUGGCACCCACUGCAGGUUCGAGCACGUCAAGAAGCAAGAAUCUUCUAUUCAAACACUCUCCCAGCAAUCGUCUACUUCACAAACAUCCUCUGUCGCACCGGUUGUCCCCAACGUUGCCACGCAAAAGCUCGCUUCGACCAGCAUGGCUAGCCCAUCCAUCAUCAACGAGCCCGCAGCAAAGGAGAACAAUGGUGUUACAGCUACCACCAAGCAUCAAAAGAACUGUCCUCGAUUCCGGAAGACAGGUCAUUGCAAAUUCGGUGCUCAAUGCCGCGACAAGCACGUUGAGAAGCCAGUCACCUUGAACCAGCCAUCCCCCUCUACCGCAUCUACCUCCAACACUCUUGCACUCGAUGUCAAGAAGCCCACCUCUGCUCAGAGUGAUGGUCUUGCUGUCACCAACAAGAAGAAGAGAGGAGUCUGCCAUCAAUUCACUCGAUCAGGCACAUGCAAGAACGGCGAAGAAUGCCAAUUCAAUCACAUCCUCAAGCAUGGCGCCUCCGUUGUCUCUGGUGGCCAACAAAAGCCUCAGCCAGUUAUCGCCAAUGCCGCUGUCAAGAAGCACAUCUCCUUCGCUCAAGCAGCCUCCAAGGGUCUCCGAUCAGUCGAUAAUCCACCGAACUCUACCAUGAAGCCUAACGAUGCAGCCAACCCGAUGCCAUCUCAGCAUGCCCGAUCAGCUUCCGCAGCUUCUUCGGUUUCCACCACAGUUACAGAGACGUCCACCACUUCAAGCAUCUCGAGUCCGGCUUCUUCAGUUUCCAGCCUUGCAUCCACCACUGUUUCGAAGGCAUCAAACAUCUCGACCGCCUCAGUGGCUUCCUCAAAGGUGUCAUACUUAGAGAUCACUCCGAUCAAGACCUGGGAUGUGUUUGCAGAUGGUAAAUGGUGGGCAGGCAAGCUGAAGGCUACUACCAAGGCCAAGUUUUUCGCUCCUUAUAUCCUCGCCAACCAAGUCACGGCCGGCUUGCUUCAUCAAUAUGGUCUUGCAAGCAAGGGCAAGGAAGAUGUCUUCAACAAGGGUGACCAUGGAGUUUUCCACUACUUCCCACAUCUUCCUGGAGAGUUACGCAACAAGAUUUAUGGCUACAUCGCGGUUGGCACGGUCAACAAUGUCACAAUCAAAUGCAAGGAAUCCCUCACCCUAGAUAACAUCUAUCAACCGGGCGACGGCUUCAAAUCAAUGGGAGCCCCUCCAGCAAUGCUUCAUGUCAGCAGCGAAGCACGCUCAUACCUUCUCGGCAAUGGUUACUACGAACUUGCCUUUGGCACUCUAUAUGCUCCUGCUCGCACAUAUGUCAACUUCGCCAAGGAUCGUGUAUUCAUCAAUCUUGAUGGCCAUCAUCAGCUCCGCCCAGCUUUUGGAAUGAUGUCACGCAGAGAUCUUCUUCGCAUCAAGCUUCUAGCUCUUCCUUGCAAGCAUGCUUACGGUGACUACCAAAACUUCUUCCGCCAGCUCGCUAAGAUGUCGCAUCUUCGCAAGGUAGAUCUGCUUCUCGGUGACUCUCCCGAUGACGCCAAGUACGCACAGAACAUGAAGUAUAUGUCCCUCUGGCGACACGAGAUGAAGAGCCAAUGGGAGCUUCGCUGGGCAACGGCACCAAAGGUCCUGGAUCGUGGUGUCCCAAAGAUCGACUAUUGCCUCAUCGACGGAGUUGAUGCUCGUUUCUAUGGCAUUGAUGAUUUGAAGUGGUUCGCUGGUCAAGACAACAACACCUUGGUCUUCGACAGACUUGGUUACAGAGUUAGAGAGAACAUGGGUUCGGGAUGGUAUGAAGGUCCUAAGACGGUCAGGAUUCCAAGACGUUGAGAAUCUCGGGAUUGGAUCGUGGAUGGAUAUCAGUUUUCAUCAUUUGGCUGAUCUUGUCUUUCGAUGAAUACUUGAUGGCUUGGAUGGUUGCAGGAUGGAUAUCAUAGCUCUUUGAUCAUUAGCUGGUCUUGUCUUCCGGGAGAGCUUUAUCAAAUGGUUUCCUUUCGUGGAGUUUGUUAUUUGGUUCAUCCUGGUGGCGUUUCGGAUGAUACCUUGAUCGAUGAUCGAUCCUAUACUUGGCUGUAUGCUUAGUUACUUUGCUUUACG
Mollisia scopiformis is the source of this 2274-nucleotide messenger RNA. RefSeq lists its product as uncharacterized. Gene Ontology annotation, molecular function: metal ion binding; mRNA binding. The transcript has a single exon. NCBI's taxonomy places the organism in Eukaryota, Fungi, Ascomycota, Leotiomycetes, Helotiales, Mollisiaceae. The record is from RefSeq and is a predicted model, not a curated record. Bases 91 to 2007 code for a protein of 638 amino acids.